Podarcis raffonei (Aeolian wall lizard) is the source of this 6118-nucleotide messenger RNA. RefSeq names its product LRAT domain containing 2 (gene LRATD2). The transcript is spliced from 2 exons. Lineage: Eukaryota; Metazoa; Chordata; Lepidosauria; Squamata; Lacertidae. The record is from RefSeq and is a predicted model, not a curated record. Bases 465 to 1355 code for a protein of 296 amino acids.
UCCCUCCACUGGCUGUGAUCGGCGCUGCGCGCACCGAGCAGGGCGCACGGAGUAGGAAGCGCCAGCAAAGACGCGCGACUUUGGUGCGUUUGGGAAACAAAAAGCGGGCGGGCGAGAAAGCGCGUACCCGCCUCCCUCCCGGGAGAGCCGUGCCUUUAAAUGCUGGGGGCUGAGCGCUCGCCGGGGACUCCAGCGCCCGCCUCGCUCUCUCCAGCCACCCGCUCCGGCUCCCGCUUGUUGCUCAGGCCGGCUGGCGAGGCGGGCGCGCGGCGCGCAGCCGGAGCGCACAGCGCGGCGACCAUGAGCCACCUGCGGCCGGGCUGAGCUGGAGGGGGGAAGCCACAACCCUCUGUUGGCUGUUGCUCCCCCCCAAGGGGGGACGAAUAAAAUCCCUCCAGCCUCCAGGAACCAGGCGGAUUAACCGGCUCCCCAGGAGCCUCGCAGCAGCGCCGUCGCUUGCAGGCAUGGGGAACCAAGUGGAGAAGCUGACGCACUUAAACUACAAGGAGGUUCCCACCACAGACCCGACGGGCAUGGAUAGGGAUGAGGGCCCCCGGAUUGGGGUCUCCUACAUAUUUUCUAACGACGACGACGAUGUGGAGCCUCAGCACGACUCCGUGGCGCCCGACCUUGGUGGAGAGCACCCCACGUCUCAGCCGUACGACCCCCGGCUUCACGAAGUGGAAUGUUCCAUCUAUUACCGCGACGAGUGCAUAUACCAGAAAAGCUUCUCUGGAGAUGCGCCGAUGUCCGACGGGGUGGAAGGAGGAGGAGGAGGAGGGGGCCACCUGGCCACCUACACCCCAGAAAACCUUUUGAACCGGUGCAAACCUGGGGACGUGGUGGAGUUUGUCUGCCAGGCCCAGUACCCUCACUGGGUGGUCUACGUUGGGGAUUUCCAAGUUGUGCACCUGCACAGGUUGGAGGUAGUAAACAGCUUUCUGACCGACGCCAGCCAGGGCAGGCGGGGACGUAUUGCUAACCAGCUGUACCACUACAAGCCGCUGAGCCCGGCCACGGUGGUGCGGAACGCCCUGGACCAGGUGGGCUGCAAGGACCGGGACCUCAGCUGGAGGAACUCGGAGUGCUUUGCCGCCUGGUGCCGCUACGGCAAGCGCGAGUUCAAAAUUGGCGGCGAGCUGCGGAUAGGCAAGCAGCCCUACCGCUUGCAGAUCCAGCUGGGGGAGAAGCGCAGCCACACCCUGGAAUUCCAGAGUCUGGAGGACCUCAUCAUGGAGAAGCGGAGGAACGACCAGAUCGGGAAGGUGGCCGUCCUCCAAGAACUGUCCAGCCACCUGCAGCCGGCCGAAGACACCGACGGCAAGGAUCCUGGGGCCCAGACAGCCAACGAGUAAGCGGGGCUUGCACCGCUGGGCCCAGCCUGGGUGAUGGAUUAAAACUGAAGGCGGAGAAACUGAGCUGUUAUAAGCCCCUUUGGGCUGCUUCAGGGCGGCUUCACUCCAAUCACAUGUGAAGGGAAGUGUGUGUGGGGGGGGAAGCUGAUUAAGUGUCUGUGCUUUAGCACUUAACUCCUUCCGCGCUUGGUAGAACCAGCAACUUUACUUUUUUAUUUUGUUUUGUUUUUUGGUCAAGGGUUAAAACUCAGGGAGAUCUUCCUUCCUCUCUGUUCUGGCGCGGUUUUCUCUCCCCCAGCUGGCUCCAAGUCUGUGCUUUUAGCUCCUGCAGCUUUAAAUUUGGGUGAAGUCCAGUGGCUCUGGGCUACAUGAUUAAAAUGCGGAGCCGGAAAGUCCCCCUCUGCUGUCUGUUUUCCCCCUCCUUCACCUCCUAGUUUGCAUUGGCAUUUCUGGAAUCCAUUUCAGUCCUGGCCUCCCCAACCUCCCCUGCCCCCAUCCCUCCAAGGAUCUAAUGGCUAAAUCACUGUUAACGCGUAGAAUGGGGUUGUUGGCCUGUUUGCAUUGGCUCCUUAAUAAAGAGAAGUCAGCCUUUGGAAGGCUGUGGGAUGGAGGCUCCUGGGUCGCCUCUGUGGCAUCUCUGAAAGGAGCCCUUGUUAUUAGACUCCUGCUCCCAUCAUCCCUGCCCAUUGGCCGUGUUGGCUGGGGGACGAUGGGUGUUGGAGUCCUGCAACACCUAGAGGGCUACAGGUUCCGCAUCCCUGGUGUAGGAGGACAGUUGCAACUUCUUUUCACUUUUAACCGACGAGCCUAAAAUACGUUGGCAGAAAGUUGGCUGCUCUUUCCUGGUAGCACGGCAGAUUUCCUUCGGGUGCUACUGAAAUGGUUGGCAAAGCUUUCCCUUGAAUUCUGUUGAGCCAUAUGACCCACUUUCAAUAUAUCUCAUGGGCCAGUUUUCUUUUGGGGGGGCAAUCAUACUAUUUUGGUUGCAGUGGGAGAAGGAUUAAAUCCACGUGGCACCAUUGGGAUGUGAAUUGGCUUCAUAGCCACAUAAUGUUUGGGCACAUCUAUGUUAUUGCAGAAUGUGAAUUAAUUCUACACAAUUUAAUUGCACACUAGGAACUGAUAGCUCCCCCCUUUUUUUAAGGUCUCUGGGUCCAAAAUUUCUGGGUUUGCAUGACAGUUGGCUUGGAGGGCAGACAUAUCCUGAUUUAAUUGCUUUUGGAGAUCAGGUUCUUAGUGAUUUGGAAGAAACUGGUUGUCUCGGUCAGUUUGUAUUGUAAUUUGGUUUGCUUACGAAAUUGAUUUCAGGAUCCCAGGAAAACUGUUUCUGAAAGGUUGGGGUUUUUUCACCCUUCCCCUUUGCACCUCAGUAAGAUCUGCAGAUUCUGGAAAGCCCUCUCCCUUUCUGAGUAGCGGUUUGGCAGUAGACUAGGCUUAUCUCUUGCCUGAAGUUAUGGUGGGUUUUCAAGCUGUGUUCUGGCUUCACCUGCUGCACGUUGAUUCCUCCGGAAGCCUUUUUAAGUUCAUCCCCAUGUGCCGCUGUGCCACAACGAUAUUGUUGGGGGAAGAAAGAGGGAGCAAUUGUUCUCCUUUUGGUGAUAGAUCUGAUUUUUAAAAGCCAUUUUGACUCAUCAAGGGAUCCUAGUUGCAGAAGGAGAGAGAUGCAAAGCCUUCCUUUGUAGUGGCUUGCUAGUGCAGGGUAACAAUUGAAUUGGCCCUGUUUUUUGAAAGCUCUUUUCACUUCAAUGGGGUUUAUGUAAGAGCCAUGCUUGAUGGGUUGUUUUCUGCCUGAGAAUUGCAUCCCACUUCCUAGCAUUCGGAGAACACAACAGCGUCCUUCACACAAAUGGGGCGAGGAAGAGAGAGCUUAUUUCUUGAAUGAGCCACCGGAUUGACUUGAGGUAGUAAGAAUUAGUACUGUAGUUGAAAGCAAAGUGUUUUCAAUGCAAUUAAGCAGAAUAUAAAGUAUAUUCCCCCCUCCCCCUUUCUUACAGCUUGCAGUUCUCUACUACUUGACACAGAAAAUGAUUCCCUUCCCUGCUGUCCGUUGCAAGAUUGGAUGACAUGUAAUCAGAGAGAGUGGGCUGUACUCCUUAUGAAACAUACUUUGGGACAUUCCCAUGGGAGUUAGCAGGUCUGUUCCAGGACAAGCAACCUGUGGAUUGUGAGUAGUUUGGAAGGCAAAGGAAUUUCAAGUUGGAUUCCGUUGUUGUGACUCUGAAGUUAAGGAAACUGUAGCACAUAGGAAACGGUUUCUUAGCUUCCCCUAACACUUUCUGUCUUUUUCUUGGGAUACACUGUUCUGUUGCGGUGCAACUAGGUAAACCCACAAGCCAGAUCAUUUGUCUUAAACCAACGUAAUAUGGCGCCCUGAAAGCCGUUUUCAACAGUAAUCCCGAAGUGGCUUGCUCUGAAGUCUUCAAACCUGAAGUUAGUGGUGCACCUCAAAGAGGACAGCAGGUUGUACAUUCAACAGAAAAAAGUGGUAGAGGCUUUCCAGGGCUGUACCACUUUAGGCUGCAGGUGUAGGGGGUGAGUCACAUGAUUGGAUGCUCAUCUUCCCAGAACAAACACAAACCUUCCCUUAGCGUAGAAGACGCAUGCCGCAAAUGUUCAUAUUAUAAUUUUCUCUGUGUCGUAAACAGAGUCUCAUCCAAUGUGGCACUCAAGAUAUGUGGUUGCCAGCCCCCCAUACUUUGAAAUAGUACAGUCCAGGAAAACAAAGUCGCUGCUUCAUUCUGCUGAAUGUAGAACUCCCCAGAAACUUGCAGCGCUUGUCUGAUUCUUGCACCCCAAGCAAACCCACACUUGAUUUGGUUUACCUGGGUUGUGGGCUGCUGCAUCACUGUUUGUUUUUGGGUGGAGGGAUAGCAAUGCUAUUGUUUCACCAACCAGUUUCUGAGCUUUUCGUUUUGAGAUGACGGAAAGUUCACGAUAAUUUCUCGAGGAAGCCGCCGGUGUCGGAAAACACGGGCCAGCUUCUGAGUCGUGUGCCCCAGACCAUGCGACCCCCUAAACAGCUGUGCACAAUGCACAAGAUCUGAAGGUGGCAUUGAGGAGCAGGAUGCGGCUCCUGGCAUGCUUCCGAGGCUGUUGUCUGUGCACCUGCCUACGCUGGAAAAAUCCUGCUUCCGGUGAUGUCGUCCCUUUGGUGGGUGUGAGCUGUGGGCUUGGUCUCUGUCCUUGCGAGAUGGAAAUGGCACCUGAGCAUUGGGGGGGGGCACGUCCUAUAUACAUGAGCCACUUAUGAGCACCAAUUGAGUACUUCCUGUCAUUGUGCCCCCCAGAAAUCUGUGGCUUCUUCCCUCCUCCUCCUCCCCCUGUGGAAUAAAAGGUUUUAAGGAUGCCCUAAAAUAGGGCGAUGUCUUCGGAACUGGGCUUGAUGCUGGAGUAGCCAAUGCUUAUCCUGGAACCUGCAUCUUGUUUGACAAGGGGAUGAGUGUGUGAGAGGGGUGGUUUUAACGGGUGAAGCAGUGGGUGGGAAGAGAUGUCUUGUUUCACUGUUUUCCUGCCCCUUGAUCCAUAGACGUGUGUUGUGCAGUGUCGUCUGAAGGAAAACAAUGGGGAGGGAUUGUAGGAGAAAAGCAGCAGGUGGAGGAAGGGUUAAGCCAGGGGUCGGCAGCAUGUGGCCCAUGGGCCAGAUGCGGCCCUUGAAGACUGCUUUACCGGCCCACAAGCCACCCCCUAACCGAACCACUCGCUCGGUGAGUCCCCCGCGCACUGCGCUAAACCGGUGCAGCACGGGGACUCGCCGAGCAGCACCGGAAAUCACAUCUGCGCAUGCACAGAUACCAGAAAUUGUGUCUGCGCAUGUCCAGAUGCCGAAAAUCACUUGGGCAUGCGCAGAAGCGAUUUCUGGCACCGUGGACGUGCGCAGACGUGAUUUCACUCUGCACCAGUCCGGCCCACAGAUGAUCUCCAUGGGAGUGAUCCAGCCAAUGGCCAGUAAACCUUUCUGACCCCUGGGUUAAGCACAUGUUCCUCCUCCCCUUUCCCCUCCAUAGCUUUUCUGGUGGUCACACAUCUGAGUUUUCCCCUGAGAACUUCGCUCUCCCUAUGUUAUGAGGCCUCUGCCCCAAGUCUGCAGAAGGGAGGGUUGUGGCAGAUGGCAACUUCUUCCAGCACUUUGGUGCCACAACAGGUGAGGAAUCAGUACCUGCUGCAAUUCUCCUUUCAUUAAACCACUAUUAAAGGCACAACGGAGCCUUAGCUUCCCGUUAAAUCCUUCAACUGUAUCCUGGCUCCAGAGUCAAUUCUAUAAAGUUAUUAAUGAUUCCGGUCCUCAGUUUUGUGUAGGACGAGAUUUAUUCCACUAUGUAACGAGUGGUUGUAAAAUUAUAUUUUCUUACGCAAGUAUUUUUUUUUAAAGAAAGCCUAUAACGAGAAUAUUUACAUUUCUUGAAAGUUGUAUUAUUUUCACACGCAAAAAAAAGAAAGAAUUAUCCUCCAAAUCGGUUAUUAUUUUUGUCAUUGGUGAUCUAAAAGUAUUUUCUAGGUCAUAAAUCUACUGUAAAAGAAACUAUAGAUGUCAAACAUUGUGAAUCUAUGUAUCUACAAGGUACUAAACUGUAACUUUACUGUGAAAAUUAUUUUCCCCUGUGUGUCCGAAACACUGGAGACGGUUUGGGGGGAGGACCUUUUUCUCAUCAGCUUUUAUUCCCCCACCCCCCAAAAAAACCAUGAUGUGCUUUAUUUGUAAAAGCAAAUACUUAUUCAUUGUUGGACAGCUGCUCAGGUUUAAACAAAACUCAUUUGCUAACUGA